AUGGAUCAGUCGGGGCCCAGAGGACUAGCCCUGUUCAGGUCUGAGCACUAUUUAAGUCCUGAUAUGCAGAGACCUGUGGAGGUGUGGUGGGGGUCUGAGCAGGAGGCAGAGCACCUUCACAGGAGGCAGAUGAUAAACUCCACAGACUUCUCUUCCUUCACACUCGCUGCGUACUCAGACAGGGACCGGUCUGAGUCCUGGUCUGCCCUGGUGAUCAUGUUCUUAUAUGUGCUGAUUGUCUCCUCUAACCUCUUCCUCCUGGUGGUGAUCGGUCUGAACCGCAGCCUCCAUGAACCCAUGUACCUCUUCCUGUGCAGCCUGUUUGUGAACGAGCUGUACGGCAGCACGGCUCUGUUCCCUCUGCUCCUGGUCCAGGUCCUCUCUGAGGUCCACACGGUCUCUGUUCCCUUCUGCUUCCUGCAGGUCUUCUGUGUGUACACGUAUGCAAACGUUGAGUUCUGUAACUUAGCCGUCAUGUCGUACGACCGGUACCUCGCGAUAUGUUUCCCUCUGCACUAUAACACCCUCAUGACCUCCAACAGAGUGGCCGUGCUCAUCGCUGUGAUCUGGCUGUACCCGGUCCUGGGGAUCACGGGUCUGAUAUCUCUGAGCGCGUCUCUGCAGCGGUGUGGGAACGUCAUCAACAAGGUGUACUGUGCCAACUACUCCAUCGUCAAACUGGCCUGCAGCGACACCGCCGCCAACAACGUCUACGGCAUGGUGUACACGGCGGUGACCAUCUGUGUGGUUCUGUUCAUCCUCUACACCUACAUGAGGAUCCUCAGAGUCUGUUUCUCUGGAUCCAAGCAGACCCGGCAGAGAGCGGUCAGCACCUGUACCCCCCACGUGGCCUCCCUGUUAAACUUCUCCUGUGGGUGUUUCUUUGAGAUCAUUCAGAGCAGGUUUGAUAUGGUCCAUGUUCCUCCCAUGGUUCGGAUCUUCCUGUCUCUGUACUGGCUCACGUGUCAGCCGCUCUUUAACCCCGUGGUGUACGGACUGAAUCUGACUAAGAUACGCUCCCUCUGUAAAAAUCUGCUUCUGAGUAAAGUCUGACGGCAGAGACAUGUCACAGACUGUUUCUUUAAUGGACUGAUAAAUGA
Notolabrus celidotus (New Zealand spotty) is the source of this 1100-nucleotide messenger RNA. Its product is annotated as olfactory receptor 52K1-like. NCBI's taxonomy places the organism in Eukaryota, Metazoa, Chordata, Actinopteri, Labriformes, Labridae. Gene Ontology annotation, cellular component: membrane. The transcript has 2 exons. Gene Ontology annotation, biological process: G protein-coupled receptor signaling pathway. Gene Ontology annotation, molecular function: G protein-coupled receptor activity; olfactory receptor activity. The record is from RefSeq and is a predicted model, not a curated record. The coding region runs from base 1 to 1053 and encodes 350 amino acids.